This is a messenger RNA of Schizosaccharomyces octosporus yFS286, 453 nucleotides long. Its product is annotated as ubiquitin. Gene Ontology annotation, cellular component: ribosome; nucleus; cytoplasm. Gene Ontology annotation, molecular function: protein tag activity; ubiquitin protein ligase binding; structural constituent of ribosome. Gene Ontology annotation, biological process: translation; modification-dependent protein catabolic process; protein ubiquitination. The record is from RefSeq and is a predicted model, not a curated record. The transcript has a single exon. Bases 1 to 453 code for a protein of 150 amino acids. NCBI's taxonomy places the organism in Eukaryota, Fungi, Ascomycota, Schizosaccharomycetes, Schizosaccharomycetales, Schizosaccharomycetaceae.
AUGCAAAUUUUCGUCAAAACCCUUACGGGUAAGACGAUCACCCUUGAGGUCGAGUCCUCUGACACUAUUGACAAUGUCAAGGGCAAAAUCCAAGACAAGGAGGGCAUCCCCCCUGACCAACAGCGUCUAAUUUUCGCUGGUAAGCAGUUGGAGGAUGGCCGUACUUUGUCCGACUACAACAUUCAAAAGGAAUCUACCCUUCAUUUGGUUCUCCGUCUUCGUGGUGGUGGUAAGAAGCGUAAAAAGAAAACUUACACUACCCCUAAGAAGAUCAAGCACAAGCACAAGAAGGUUGAGCUCGCCGUCCUCAAGUACUACAAGGUUGAAGAUGAUGGCAGUGUCAAGCGCCUCCGUCGUGAGUGCCCUACUUGCGGUGCCUCUGUCUUCAUGGCCAACCAUGGUGACCGUCUUUACUGUGGUAGAUGCCACUUGACACUCAAGUUGGAAGCUUAA